UCAGCUUCUAGAAGUUUUCACCGUUCACGCGAAGCGUUUUUUAACGUUUUUCUUUCGUUUACAUUUCAUAUAGCAGAACGUUUUAUUUUCCUAAAUCGUUAAUGGAACCGCACGGUAACGCCGGGAUAUUUUUGUAGCGACGGAAAAACGGCUACCGGGCAAAGUUCCCCAGCUAACAGGCUAGCUUGGUUUAGCUUAGCUAGCUCUCCUGCUCGGUCUCCGUGUCUCUCAGGCUAAGCGCGAGCGGCUAACGGUAACGUGCACUCGGCUGGCCGAACACGCCUUUGCUCUCGGGGGGCGUUUGAUGGAUCCUAGAAUCGCCUGGUUCCAGCCAGAACAGCGCGGACCCGCCAACAGUCUGUGGAUGCAAAUUUGGGAGACGACACAGGGCCUCGGUAACCUCUACUUCCCCGGGAACGCUAGCAGUUACAGCCUGGCUCAGAGCGCACCGAGCCCCGACAGCGGGGCUCCCGAGAGCACAGGAGAGCCGAACGGUCGGGUCAUGUCUGGAGACCUGCUCGCCCAACAGCGGGACUUCAUUCCUCUGGAAAGCAACAAUAACAACAACCAGAAGCAGCAGCAGCGGGGUGCGUUUGGUUGCCGGGGCGGCGCCGGAGGAGCUUCGGCGUGGAGAGGAGCGCAGGAGGCUCAGUGCAACAAGAGGAAACGCGAGAACAAGGCGAGCACCUUCGGCCUCAACAGCAGCCUCCUACUGAACGGAUCCGGCUCGUCGGAGCACCGGUACGCCGGUACACCGUGGAAACGGAGGAACUACAGUGAGGGAGUCGUCGGACUGCACGAGGAAAUCAAAGACUUCUAUGAGUACAUGUCUCCUCGACCAGAGGAAGAGCGAAUGAGGCUGGAGGUCGUCGACAGGAUCCAGAGAGUCAUCAAGGAUCUUUGGCCCAGUGCAGACGUCCAAGUGUUUGGCAGUUUUAGUACCGGCCUGUAUUUGCCCACAAGUGAUAUCGACCUGGUAGUAUUUGGAAACUGGGAGACUCUACCGUUGUGGACACUGGAGGAGGCGCUGCGCAAGAGGAACGUAGCAGACGAGAACUCGAUCAAAGUGCUGGACAAAGCAACGGUCCCCAUUAUCAAACUGACCGACACUCUCACCGAGGUCAAAGUGGACAUCAGUUUUAACGUACACAGCGGAGUGAAGGCUGCCAAUCUCAUCAAAGACUUCAAAAGGAAAUACCCAGUCCUGCCGUACCUGGUGCUGGUAUUGAAACAGUUUCUGCUGCAGAGAGAGCUGAACGAGGUCUUUACUGGAGGGAUCGGAUCAUACAGCCUGUUUCUGAUGGCUGUCAGCUUCCUACAGUUGCACUACAGAGAAGAUGCGUGCAGUCCCAACUCCAACAUCGGUGUCCUGCUCAUCGAGUUCUUCGAGCUGUACGGGCGAAACUUUAACUACUUGAAGACCGGCAUCCGAAUUAAAGACGGCGGCUCGUACGUGGCCAAAGACGAGGUGCUGAAAGGCAUGCUGGAUGGCUACAGGCCGUCUAUGCUGUACAUUGAGGAUCCUCUGCAGCCUGGUAACGACGUCGGUAGGAGUUCGUACGGCGCCAUGCAGGUGAAGCAGGCCUUCGAUUACGCCUUUAUCAUCCUGAGCCACGCUGUCUCUCCCAUCGCCCGCUUCUACCCCAACAACAAAUCUGAGAGUAUUCUGGGCCGAAUAAUUCGUGUCACUCAGGAGGUAGUGGAAUAUCGAGACUGGAUCAGCGAGCACUGGGGCGGGAAGAACAAAAGCGACACUGCACUCUGUAACGGAAAUGACGUGACUCUCCUGGUGGAGCCCCAGGAGCUCGACGAGUGUAACAACAACAUGUCCGACGACAUCGUGGUCCUUCCUCCAGCGUCGCGGAGUAAAGCGUCCUCCAACUCGUCCUCUCCGCUUCCCUCCUCGCCGUCAUCGCCGUCUUUAUCCCUGUCGCCGUGUCCUUCCUCCACGGCGUCCAGCGAUGCGGAUUCCGAUGGGACGCCGUGUAAGACGAUAAGACAGCAGCCCGGACCCCGCGGCCCCGGCGUUCACAGAGACAACUCCGAGAGGACCGGUCACAGGACGCAGUGUCACUCUAUGAACACGCCCACCUCCAGUCACAAAGGCAACAAGGGCCGACAGUUUCGACCGAGCAAAAACUCUCAAGUCCAGCAAAACGUCUCCAACGGCAAGAGCCACCAAAGCAAGGCCCACCUCCACGCCGCCGGCAAGAGGAGGAAAAACCAGCGCGAGGCAGCACAGGAGGAGUUGUACAGAUAGGGCGCGGUCCUCUCUUCCAGACUCUUAUGUGCUCCGUCUUUGCUUUCAGUAGGGGGCGCUGCCGGUGUUUAUCUGCCCUCUUUACCUUCACACAGACGUCUGGAAUUUUUUAACCUUCGGUAAAAGGAAGCGACUGAUGCAAAUAAGACGUCCAGGGCUCUAAAUCAUGUGACGAUUGUUUUUCUCUUCCACACUGGCUUUUUACUUCCUCUGCUUCCUGCGCUGGAGUCGUGGACGGGACGCGCACCACAGCGGCCGUACGAGUGGCGGAAGUGUGGAGGACCAAAGACUUAUGAAGAGAGUGAGACUCGGUGGAGCAAUACUGGACUAAUAAUAAAAAAAUAUAUAUAAAAGACUGAAAUGUAAACAAAAAAAGGUUAUAUUAAUAUUAAUGAUUUUUUAAAUGAUAAAAAUACAAUCUGUGGAAUAUUCAGGCCAGGAAUAAUGCAUGAAGGUUUCUGUUUUUGGGUGAAGGUAGAAGUCCUCUGUCAUUUGUGCUGAUUUAAAUGGAUUUGUACUUAAAAACAAAAAGAAAACAAAGCAAAAAAAAAAAGAUCACAAACCUGCAAAUAAGAUGAAAAAAAAAUCAAAAAAACAUAAAACAGCCUCUAAAACAGAAACUUUGUUAAGAAUUUUUUACAGAAUCAGAAUUUUGAUUGUAAACGGUGACACAGAAUUCACAACAUCAACUUGGAAUUUAACUCAGUAUGAUUUGCCACUCAUCAGCAUUGUGUGUGUGUGUGUGUGUGUGUGUGUGUGUGUGUGUGUGUCUGGUGUAUAUGGUGAUUUAUACAAAAAUGUGUGUUUGUAAGGGUGUGUGUGUGUGUGUGUGUUGUUAGUAAUUGUCCAGGUUUUACACACACGAACACACCACACAGAUUCAGUGCUCAGAUUUAAUUUGCUGGUUAUUAACAUAAUAGUCUUGACUUCAUUUGAUCACAGUAAUUAGAUAUAAAUAAAUCCCCCCUAAAAAAGAACAUUUGAUCGUAUUUAUCUGACUCUAUUUUCAUGAAAUACCAAGCCUGAAAUGGAACAAGCUUAUUUAUGUUUGUGAAAGACGUGUGUGAAAGCUUUAUGCAGUGUAGACGUGGAUCUGUGGGCAGAUUGGAAUGAUAGGAGUUGCUCUGUCUGUAAAGUCUCAGAUUUUUUCCCCUUUUUUUCUUUUUUGAAUAUUGGGACCAUUUUAAAGAGCAAAUAUUUCCAUCUGUGAAUUGAGUACCUAAUUAAAACAUAUACAUAUAUUAUAUAUAAUUAUAUAUUUUUUUAAUUAUGUUUUUCUUCCAGUCUGUGAUUGAAUUUGUGCUCGUCCUUCUGUCGCUGCAGUUCAUCAGUUGACCAGCAGGCGGCGGAAUCGUCCCAUUUAUUUUUGCAGAAAUUGACAUGCGCUCUAAGUAUGAUUUUAAUGUGCUAAUCUGCCCACAAUCUGUUCUGUUUUGACAUGGCAUUGUCACCCAUGGGCAAAGUAGAAGUUUGGUAGUAAAGGAAACACGUUUAGACCUUUUAAAGCCGAUACAGAGAGAGCAAGAGACAUUUGAAAUGUGUACACACUAAUGCCAGGGCUCAUGACCUCGUGGUUUUCAACUGUAUUUACCAUUAUCCAGGCAAUAAAACAGCACAAUAUACAAAGAACAA
This is a messenger RNA of Trichomycterus rosablanca, 3892 nucleotides long. RefSeq names its product terminal nucleotidyltransferase 4B (gene tent4b). Gene Ontology annotation, cellular component: TRAMP complex; nucleolus. NCBI's taxonomy places the organism in Eukaryota, Metazoa, Chordata, Actinopteri, Siluriformes, Trichomycteridae. The record is from RefSeq and is a predicted model, not a curated record. Bases 305 to 2260 code for a protein of 651 amino acids. The transcript is spliced from 12 exons. Gene Ontology annotation, molecular function: mRNA binding; poly(A) RNA polymerase activity. Gene Ontology annotation, biological process: RNA 3'-end processing.